Messenger RNA from Syngnathoides biaculeatus (alligator pipefish), 658 nucleotides. RefSeq lists its product as uncharacterized. NCBI's taxonomy places the organism in Eukaryota, Metazoa, Chordata, Actinopteri, Syngnathiformes, Syngnathidae. Bases 35 to 658 code for a protein of 207 amino acids. The record is from RefSeq and is a predicted model, not a curated record. The transcript is spliced from 4 exons.
GCCAUUUUCGAGACUCCACACAAACAGCAGCGCAAUGUUCAGGAUUACUCUGUUGGUCACGCUGAUAUUUGGCAUUGCUUCCAAGCCAUACAAGCUGUGGAACGAAAGUAGUAAGAACAACUUCCACGACAAUCUCAUGUCAGUAGACGCCAAGGAAAAGAUGGCUUUAAGUGUGGAAGUGGAACCUCCGGAAGACACGGACCAAACUGACGAUGACAUUGAGCCUGAAAUGAAGAUAUGGGAGGAUGUGGCUGCCCAACACAUUCCGCUGGCAGAAGCAGACCUGGACGAUGUGCAGCAUCCCUCUUUGCAAAAACUUCUGGCUGAAGAUGAAGACGAGCCUGAGCAGGACUGGGAUGAGGUCUACCAGAAAAUCAGAGCAGAACUGGAUGGAUACCUUGCCCCGCUCACCGCUGAAUACAAAAUGAUGGCCCAACGUGCCCGACUUGAACCGAAAGAGACUGUACCGCUGGAACUGGUGAGACGUCACCUGGAACCUGAAGUGGAUUUGGAUGACUGGUACCAUCCUGACGUGCAAAGCCGGUUCCCAAGUUACCAUGAAAACUACGAUGACAACGUUGCCGCUCCUUUUGAAUGGAAGUCCGACAAGAAUUACGACCAACCGGAAGAAGAUCUGGAUCAUCUCUACCACCGAUGA